Molecule: messenger RNA, 3213 nt
Organism: Lolium rigidum
Lineage: Eukaryota; Viridiplantae; Streptophyta; Magnoliopsida; Poales; Poaceae
Exons: 2
Coding region: 117-3074 (985 amino acids)
Biological process (GO): recombinational repair
Molecular function (GO): ADP binding; ATP hydrolysis activity; protein binding
Source: RefSeq, a predicted model, not a curated record
GCCACACUGAUGAUGAUGGCUUUGUUGGAUCCGUGAAGGCUUAUUGCUGGAAAAGGAGGACCGAAUUCCUAUGAAGUUCUUGCUGCUGAAAUUUUCAGAGUAUUGACUUGUUAACCAUGGAAGGAGGAGAGCAAAAAGUUCAGUUAUUUCUUGAUGCGGCGCCCAAAGACGACAUCCCCAUCGCCGCCAAGUCCCUCACCAUCAAGACGACCAAUGCUGCCGGAAGCCGCGGCGGCUCCGACUGGUCGAUCCCCUCCUCGCCGUCGCCGCCGUCCUCCGCGUUCGUCUCCGCGCUGCAGUCCCCCUACAUCUCCCCUCGCGUCGCCGAGCCGCCGCCGCCGCCGCGGCAUCGAGAAACCCCCAAGGUCUCCAGCGCCGCCGGCGCGGCGCCAUCGCCGGCGUCCUGCGCCGACGGGUUCCGCUCGGAGGACACCGAAGCCCCGACGAGCGCCUCCCGCACGCCGCCAUCGGAGCUCUACGACUCUCGAGCCAUCGGCCUGCGCCGCUCUUCCGAUGGCGGCGGCGGGCCGGCGCCGCGCGUGUCCUUCUCCUUCCCCGUGCCGCGCGUCUCGCUCACGCGGGGCGCCGUCGCGUCGCCGAUGUCCAACGGCAAGCUCCGGAGCUGCGACGUGUACAUCGGGUUCCACGGCCAGGGGGCUCCCCUCACAAGGUUCUGCAGGUGGCUCAAGGCAGAGCUCGAGCUGCAGGGGAUCGCUUCGUUCAUGACCGACCGGGCCAGGUACUCCGGCGCGCACAGCCAUGAGGUUGCAGACCGUAUCAUCUGCUCGGCGGCUUUCGGCAUCGUGGUUGUCACCGUGUCCAGCUUCCUCAACCCAUUCGUCCUCGAGGAGAUCCGGUUCUUUGCUCAGAAGAGGAACCUGGUGCCUAUCUUGUUCGACACCCGGGUGUCCGACAUUGCCGGGCUGUUUGACGGCAAGCCGGAGGAUAAGGAGGGGAUGGAGGCGUUCGAGGGGCUAAUGCGGUGCCAUGAGCUGAAGCUCGAGACAGAUGAGAGCAGCUGGAGGAGGUGUGUGUCAAGGGUGGUCACGGUGCUGCAGUCGAAGCUUGGUCGAGGAACAAUUGGCGAGAAGGAGAGUGAUGACGGGUUGCCAUUUCCGCGGAACAAACAUUUUAUUGGAAGAGAGAAGGAGCUUGCUGAGAUUGAGAGAAUGUUUUUCGGGUGUGCGGGGGAUGUUGAAGAUCUUGAGUGCCCAAGGAGCACCAUGCCUAAUUGUGAAACCAGUGGUGUGUCAGAUGGAUUCGCUGAUAAGGAUAGUGAUGCGGUGACGACAUCUAAUGGCGAGUUCAGCAGCUUUGAGUUGCCCAAGUGCAAGCAGCCUAUUUUGGAGACAUUGGUUGAUCUGGCGAUCGAGCAGCCAUCGGUAAAAGGGAGAAGCCUUCAGAAGGAGAGAUCAAAGCACAGGAAGUCAAGAUUCAGGUGCGACAGCAAGGAUCAUGCCAAUGGCAAUGUGAUCUGCAUCAGUGGGAUUUCAGGCAUUGGCAAGACAGAGCUGGCAUUGGAGUUUGCAUACCGGUACUCACAGCGGUACAAGAUGGUGUUAUGGAUUGGAGGCGAGGCCAGGUACUUGAGGCAGAAUAUACUGAAUCUGUCGAGGUAUUUGGGGUUGGAUAUCAGUGCUGAGGCUGAGAAGGAGCAUGGCAGGAUUAGGAACUUUGAGGAGCAAGAGUUGGAUGCUUUUCAAAGGGUGAAGAGAGAGCUUUUCAGGGAUGUGCCCUACUUGCUUAUCAUUGAUAACCUCGAGAGUGAGAAGGAUUGGUGGGAAGGGAAGGACCUGCAAGAUGUCAUACCAAGGAGCACAGGAGCAAGCCACGUCAUGGUGACGACACGGCUACAACGUGUGAUGAACCUUGAACCAAUGCAUCUUCCGCAGCUCUUAUUUCAUGAUGCUAUGGUCCUGAUAAAAGGAAAAAAGAAGAAGGAUUACCCUCCUGAGGAACUAGAAGUUCUGAAGAAAUUUGAUGAGCAGCUGGGACGACUAAGCUUUGGGCUGUGGCUUGUUGGUUCACUGUUGUCUGAGUUGAUGGUUGAUCCUUGUAUUCUGUUUGAUGCUGUUGAGCGGGUAUCGUUAAAUGAUAACAUGAUUGUGCUCAGUUCCAGCGAGGAAAACUUAUGGCAGAACAACCUAUUUCUGAUUAAGGUGUUAGUCUUCUGCUUCGCAUUGAUGGACCAGGUGAAAGGAGGUACCCUUGCCUUGAGGAUGAUCACAGUAGGUUCUUGGUUAGCUCCAUCUCCCAUAUCGUCAACCCUACUAGCUGCCAUGGCCAGCAAGCUACCAACAAAAGCCAAUAGCCUUCAGUUGUGGAGUGCAUCACUUAAGACCGUGCUUUUGUGCAGCACACACUGCUUUCUACCACCGCAAGCAAGGAAAGCUGAGGUGGAGUCAGCACACUUACUAGUUAAACUUGGCUUGGCGCGAAAAACAACUCAACGUGCAGGUUGCUGGAUUCAACUUCACCCAAUUGUGCAGCUGUUCGGCAAGAUCAGCGGUAGUUUGACACCGGCAUCUGCAGCAGUAUCUGGUGUCAUAAGGACUGGCAAUAUGUCUAUGUACUCAGACCACAUGUGGGCUAGUGCGUUCCUUUUGUUUGGCUUCAAAUCAGAGCCACCUGUUGUUAAACUUAAGGCAGUCGACCUGGUGCUCUUCAUCAAGAAGAUAGCACUACCCUUGGCAAUACAGGCAUUCAUGACAUUCUCGCGCUGCAGUUCGGCAUUGGAGUUACUUAAGGUGUGCACCAACAUCCUUGAGGAUGCGGAGAAGUCAAUUGCAUCACGAUUACAGGACUUGAAGCAGGGAUCACUUUGCUGGAAGAAGAAACUGCGAGCAGACAACCAUGUGGAUGAGUUCAUUUGGCAUGAGAUGACACUUCUGAAAGCAAUGCUGCUUGAGACAAGGGCGAAGUUACUGAUGCGAGGAGGAUUAUUUGACAGCGCCGAGGAGCUGUGCAGAACUUGCAUCAGCAUCAGGACGGUCACGCUUGGCCACGACCAUGCCCAGACAUUGGCAGCUCAGGAGACACUAGCAAAGGUUGUUAGAUACAGGAGUAAAAUUUAAGAUGAUGCAGAACCAUGUUAGUGUUUGACGUAAGCAUCCGGAUUUCAUAUUUUGUUCUUGGCUGUCUCAGCAAUUAACCAUUUAGCAUUCCUGGUCAUGGCACGCUUUUGUUUGAUCACAGAAACAGCUAAUGUGAUGA